AUGGGUGAACGCUAUAACAUACACAGUCAAUUGGAGCAUCUGCAGAGCAAGUACAUUGGAACAGGACACGCAGAUACUACAAAAUUCGAGUGGUUAACCAAUCAACACCGUGACUCAUUGGCCAGCUACAUGGGACACUACGACAUGUUGAAUUACUUCGCCAUAGCUGAGAAUGAAUCGAAGGCCCGAGUGCGAUUUAAUCUAAUGGAACGCAUGCUGCAACCGUGUGGACCGCCACCAGAAAAACUAGAAGAUUAAUAAGGAAAAAUAUUAAAAAAAAUUUAUAUACAAAAUGCUAUGUUUAUUUUAUUAGAGAUGGGAUGACAGACUUCGGCUUUUACGAUGAUUUUAGUAUUUUUGUAUUAUUGGUGUAUAUAUUGCGACCUAAACUAGUUAUUUUUAAAACUCGAUUAGUGGUCACGUUGCUUGUGGCUCUGCCGAGUGCAGUCGGGGAAAGCUUUUAAACUCGAUAUAACUUAUUUUCGUUUUAAUUAUAUAUUAAUUUGAGCACUAGUGAUUUAUUAAAAUAUUAAAUAAUAAAUAAAUUAAAUGCUGAAGCACAACCAAUAACAUCUCUCGUUUUUGAUUAUACAAAUGUGUACAUAAAAAAGUAAUUCUCUUAACUAUAUAAAUCGAAUAAAUACCGUGAAAAGCUCAGCACCGAAAGUUUAUUGAAAAUCAACAAUAAAAAUCCAAAAGGAAAAAACGAAGAAAAAGAAA
Drosophila nasuta is the source of this 720-nucleotide messenger RNA. It is a transcript of the gene Sf3b5, whose product is annotated as splicing factor 3b subunit 5. Lineage: Eukaryota; Metazoa; Arthropoda; Insecta; Diptera; Drosophilidae. Gene Ontology annotation, cellular component: U2 snRNP; precatalytic spliceosome. The coding region runs from base 1 to 258 and encodes 85 amino acids. The record is from RefSeq and is a predicted model, not a curated record. Gene Ontology annotation, biological process: mRNA splicing, via spliceosome. The transcript is spliced from 2 exons.